This is a messenger RNA of Eimeria mitis, 339 nucleotides long. RefSeq lists its product as uncharacterized. Bases 1 to 339 code for a protein of 112 amino acids. Lineage: Eukaryota; Apicomplexa; Conoidasida; Eucoccidiorida; Eimeriidae. The transcript has 3 exons. The record is from RefSeq and is a predicted model, not a curated record.
AUGGCACUCUCCUUGCUACGACUUCAUCAGGAGGAAGGGAUCCUCUCUCUCUUCUCAGCUUCUCCAGGUGUAAUCCUGAUUCUGUCGCAGUCUCGUGGGUACCGCGCCGGAACCAAGUUUUUGCAGCAAGCCUCGUCCUUCGGUGUGCUUGCAUCUACUUUGGCCCUCCUUGUCUUCUAUUCAGCAAACUACUACUUUGACGACCCUUGGAUGAGCAAAAACAUCGGGGGCGGCUCAUCUUGGUUGGUCUUCUUCACGUCACGCGUGUGCGAUGCCUUCGCCUUGUUUUUCUACGCUGGAGAUCGCUGCAUUGACUGCUUGGGGAACUUCCUCGUUUGA